This is a messenger RNA of Salmo salar (Atlantic salmon), 3337 nucleotides long. Its product is annotated as B-cell receptor CD22. Lineage: Eukaryota; Metazoa; Chordata; Actinopteri; Salmoniformes; Salmonidae. The record is from RefSeq and is a predicted model, not a curated record.
AAUGACCUGAUUUGGUUGCGGCGAGUGUCUCUGAUGUCAACAGGUGACUCUCACUCAGCUCAUUAGCUAGCUGAUACACCCAGACUUUUUGUCUUUUGAUGACACUUGCAAAGACAGUUUGCCUUUUUGCAGCGCAGCUCCUGAUGAGUAACUCCAAGCCCGUACAUGAAUUGACACAAAACGUCUGUGUUUUAAACUAGAGGACUGAGGUUCACUCUGCAUUUUUGACUGCUGUAUUAAGAACUCUGACACAAGUGAAGGACCUUAGAGAGAUUGCUGUUUGGCUACAAAGAUGAGUGUUGGGCUGACACAACCCAUCUGUAUGGAAAUGGCUCUGUCUCUACUCAUUUUGCCUGGGGUUUUGUGCACCAACUGGCUUGUGGUAUAUCAAGAUGUCUGUGCAGUAAGAGGCUCUUCUGUUGUCAUUUUCUGCACAUAUCACUAUCCUGAGAUGGUUGUUAACAAGAACCUUACAGUGGAAAAAGUUAUGUGGAGUCAAGGGAGGAAACAGUUUUUUGAUGGCCCUUUCAUCAUUGAUAGUAAUAGUAGAACUCAUACCGGCACCAAAUUUGAGUAUGUUGGUAACAAAGUUCAUAAUUGUUCUUUGCAAAUCCACCAAGUAGAGCAGAGAGACAGUGGAGAAUAUGCAUUCAGAUUUGAAACUAAUAACGGCGGCAAGUGGACGGGAAGUAAUGGUGCAAAAGUGAAUAUUUCUGAGUUGAUCAUUUCGAUGACAACACCCAAAGUACACGAACCAAUAAAAGAAGGGGAUUGUGUGAAUCUGACCUGUAUGAACAACUGUUCAUCUGCAGUUAUGUGGUUCAGGAAUGGAAAACCCCUGCAAGAGGAGUCCUCAACUCUUUACCUCUGUGACAUUUCCUUUCAAGACUCUGGAAACUACUCAUGUUCACCAAAGCAUUACAAUAGACCACUUUCUGAGGUUAUCGGGGUCAACGUUGAAUAUGGCCCUAGGAAUCCCUCAGUCUCAGUCUGGCCGUCAUCUGAAGUAUUGGAGGGUAGUGAUGUUACUUUGACCUGCAGCAGCAAUGCUAACCCAACAUUGAACUACACUUGGUUUAAAAUAGAUGGAGAGAGUUGUCUGGAAAUGGUAUCUCAGGCUGAGCUACAGUUUAAUGUUACUCACACUGGUAAUAGUGGGAAAUACUUCUGUGUCGUCAGCAAUAAGCAUGGAAGACAGAAUUCCACUAUUCUAUCUCUGAAAGUCAAAGAUCAUGCAAAGGGGAUGGCAGCUGUGACACUCACAAUACUUGUUGCAGUUCUUGCUGUAGUGCCAAUGAUUGUCAUUUUGCCGAUGGUCGCUUGGCAUCUUGUUGCUCACAGGAAAAAGACUACAGCACCAAAAUCAGACACAGAAGAGAACACACAGACCACAGAAGCGCAUGUAACCAGCCCCACGUCAGACUGUAGCCUGACAGAAGAGCGGAGAGAGGAGGAUCCAUCUCAACAGGAUGAAGUCAUCUAUGCAACAGUGCACAACAACACCAAGCAAAAGGCAAACAUACAACAGCAGGACGAGGAAGCUACGCCCAUCUACAGCUCUAUAUGGGAGCAACAAGCCAAGGAGGAUCUCUACAGUGUAGUAUCCAGGUACCAACCUGUUCUAUCCUCUCUGCAACAAGGACAAUUACCGUCGCAAUGCCCACUCCUAGGGGGAAACAGGCCCAGGAUGACCCAGUCAUUUACAGCGCUGGGAUCAGGCAGUAGUUGAGAUGUUGUCUGGCUAACGAAACUCCUUGCUCUGAACAAACGCUAUGCCACACCCACGGAUGUUAGUGUCUUCUGGAUCUGAGUACCUUCCUGACAAUUUCUAGAAUGCAAACACAUUCUAACCGCUCUGAUUGGUCCCAGAAACCGAUGGUUUGGGCCAGAGCCAGAACACACGUGGAUAAAGCGCAUAGAUAGAGGACUCAUCUUUUUAUCUGUGACAGCAUGUGCAGCACCAUUGAGGCUAUCUUCAUUUUGAAGUAGUCAAUUUUCUUCUUCAGGUUGGCUGAUCCCUCCUGAUGAACCGGUUGGACAUGACUCCAAUAUGGCCACCAGGAGGGAUCAGCCAAUAAAUGUUGGAAGUCCCACCCAGUUGAUUACAUUAAAAUGGUGGAAGCCUUCAAUGGCGCUUUGAAAAUUCUUCAUUGGCUUUGAUACUCUGAUUGGUUAGAGAUGAUCCAAUUGCUGAUGACCUCAUUUUCGUGGUAUCCAAUUGUUAGUAGUUACUGUCUUGUCUCAUCGCUACAACUCCUGCACGGACUCCCUCUCCCGAGUCUGUGCUUCUUAACACAGCGUGCAUCCAACCCGGAAGCCAGACGCACCAAUGUGUCGGAGGAAACACCGUACAUCUAGCGACCUGGUCAGUGCGCACUGCGCCCGGCCCGCCACAGGAGUCGCUAGUGCCGGCCAAACCGGCCGCGGCCGGCUGCGACAGAGCCUGGGCUCGAACCCAGAGUCUCUGGUGGCACAGUGCCUUAGAGCACUGCGCCACCCGAGAGGCCCAUUUGAUGACCUCAUUUUGACGUCACCACAAACAACUUCAACGCUGUCAGUCUGACUGAAAUACAUAGCAAACAGAACGGCUGAAGAUUUCAGUUACCUUGAGUCGUCAGGCAAGUUGAGAUGGUGAACCUCACACAAUGGACCCUGAGGAUCUAUUAGACUCCACUAGAGGUCAGAACAGAGCCUCUGCAUGAUGAAUGAACUCACAGCUGUGAACAGAGGAAGAGAUUAUGAUAUCUGCAGUACACCUGAGACAAUGCAGAUGGCCACCUUGGAUAUCUGCAGUCCACUCAUGUAGUCUUAAUUCCAUAAGAAUAAAGACGCCAAUAUUUUGAUACAUUGUUUAUUUUUGUUUUACGUUUUAAAUGUAUUUCACUUAGUCAUAUGCAUCUGGCAAUGCAUUUUACUUCCUUUAAUUUUAAAACUCUUUCCUGCAGUCAAACGACCAAAAGCACUCUCAUAGGUAGAAUGUUCAUAUUUUUUAUAAUUUCAUAACUAAUAAACAUUAUAUCCGGUGUUCUAUUUAAAGAUGGUUUGGUUAUAUUUCAGUCUUCUAUAAUGUAUAUAAAGUGUAAUAUUGGGAUGCAAAAUGGAAUAACUCUAUAUCUGACAUGGUACAGGUGUCUUCUUUUUUAAGCCCAUAACCAUGUGUGACAUAUAUACUUCUGUUUCAAAGUAGAUUUAUUAAGACUACCAAGAAACACUGUGACCCUGAUUUAGCCCACUGCAGAAAAAAGUACUUUAACUUAAUUGUAUGUACUUUAUAGCUAUCCUUAACCAUUAUACUUUACAGUCUUAAGUAAACAUUUAAAUAAAAACAUGAAGCGUA